This is a messenger RNA of Trichosurus vulpecula (common brushtail), 1767 nucleotides long. It is a transcript of the gene FUZ, whose product is annotated as fuzzy planar cell polarity protein. Lineage: Eukaryota; Metazoa; Chordata; Mammalia; Diprotodontia; Phalangeridae. The transcript has 11 exons. Gene Ontology annotation, biological process: non-motile cilium assembly; vesicle-mediated transport. The record is from RefSeq and is a predicted model, not a curated record. Bases 467 to 1735 code for a protein of 422 amino acids.
ACCAGCACGGCGACUUGACGCGGUGAGGUCAGGAGUUAGUGGCCAGGGGUUAAGGAGGCAAGGAGGGCCCACGGGUCAUGGGACACCCGGGAAGGGAGCUCAGCUCCCCGUAGAGCGACUGACUCUGGAGCACGCCCGGACGGCAGGACGCUCGACCCUACGAAUCCCAGCCGCCGCCAUCUUUGUUAGGGGCGCGCGCACUUCCUGCCGGUGGGCGAAAGCGGAGCCGCCUGUGAAACGAAGGCGCUACCGUGGUCCCGAGACCACCGCAGGGCACACACACUUCUGGAAGGCAAAAGCGGAGCGAGACCGAAUCUCCGCCAUCUUUGAUAGGGGCGCACGCACUUCCGGCCACCGGGCGGAAGCUGGGCUGGUGUCCGGGGCGAAGAGGACAACAACGUCCCAACGGAGCGAGGGGUGCGUGGCUGGUCCCUGCGCGACCCCUCGGCCGCCCCGAGGGGCCGACAUGGCGGAAGAGGGCGCCGCGGGCGCCGUGCACUUGCUCUGCCUCGCCGCCUCCAGCGGAGUCCCGCUAUUCUGCCGGAGCAGCCGAGGGGGUGCCCCCUCCAGGCAGCAGCUGCCUUUCUCUGUCAUCGGCUCCCUCAAUGGUGUGCACAUGUUUGGCCAGAACCUGGACGUGACGCUGCGCUCCGCGCGCACGGAGGACACGGCCGUCGUGUGGAAGACUUUCCACGACAGCGUCACCCUCAUCGUGCUGUGUUCGGAGCUGGGAUGUGCGGAGCUCAGACUGGAGCGGCUGCUGGAGAUGGUGUUUGGGGCCAUGGUCCUGUUGGUUGGCCUUGAAGAGUUGACCAAAAUCCGCAACGUGGAGAGGCUGAAGAAAGACCUGCGGGCCACCUAUGGCCUCAUCGACAGCCUUCUGGUAGACACGGAGUUGGCCGGGGACCUGACCCAGUGCGUGGACUGCAUCAUCCCUGCAGACGGGCUGCUGCUGCAGGACGCAUUGGCAGGCUUCGCCGAGGAGAUGGGCAGCGUCUUCGCCAGCCUGGUGGCAGGUGGCCGGGUGGUAGUGGGGACAGAAGGUUGGUGGCGUCUCGGGGCUCCUGAGGCGGUGCUACUGCCCUGGCUCGUGGGUACCCUCCCAUUCCAGGCCGCUCGAGAUUACCCCGUUUACCUGCCCCACGGGAGCCCCACGGUGCCUCACCGGUUCUUGACGCUGAUGCUGCUGCCUGGCCUAGAGCUGUGUGUGUUGUGUGGGCCUCAGCCCCCUCUGAGCCAGGUGGAGCCUCAGGUCUUGGAACGCUGGUGGCAGCCCAUGCUGGAGCCACUGAGGGCCUGCCUGGCCCUCGUACCCCGGGGGGUUCCUGCAGGCUUCCCCUUGCACUCUGACAUUCUGGGGCUCCUUCUCCUGCACCUGGAGCAGAGACGUGGUCUCUUUACAGUGGAUCUCAGUGGAGAGGAAGGUCCUUCCCCAAGUACCCGCCGGCGCCUCCUACGCUCCUUCUAUGUGCUGGUCACUGCCACCCACUUCCCCCCAGAGGAAAAGGCCGAGGAGCAGAGGUGCCCCACGGAGGUUCCACGGGCCUGCUAUGUGGUGUCUGGGACAUCUGCAGAGGGUCCACAGGGUCAACAGGACCCUGGGGCUGGGCUCAGGUUGGUAGCGGUGCAGGCAGGGCCCCGCCGCCUCCUGCUGCUGGUGAGUCCCCGGAGCCCGACACAUGCCCUGCGGGGCCUCGCCUCUCGGACCCUGCACACUCUUACACCAUUCCUCUAAGCCCCAAUAAAGUGCCCAGAGCUGCCACUGCC